AUGCCGAGAAUAUCAUCAUCAUCAUCAUCAUCCUCAUCCUCCUCAUUCCUAUCUUAUCCCCCCUUUUCAUCGAAAUCUAUAAUACUAUCGCUAUUAUCAUUCUUUUUUCUAUUUCCUGGUUAUAUAAAUGGCCUUGGAUUCUCUGUUCCUGCCAUCAAAGCGGGCGAUUCAUCGAAAUAUUCAUCCAAGAAUCAUUUGUUUAACUGUGUAAGUUAUCCUACUGUUAAAGAUGAUAUUGUUUUGGUUCGUAUCAAAUCAGGUGAUAAAUUACCAAGUCAAACUUUAAAUUUAAAUAUCUUUGAUGAUGAUAAUAAUAGUUUAAGAUCUCAAAUUGAUAUUUCAAAUGAUAUAAAUUUCAUGUUUACCAAUUUAAACAAUCCUAUUUAUGUUAAUGAAGAUGAUUCAACUUUAAAAUCUAAUAAUGUGAUUGAUCAAAUAAAGCGUUCAUCCAAUAAUUUAUUUGGAAAUGGUAACAAUAAUAAUAAUAAUAAUAUGGCUGAUGUCGAUAAAGCUAAAGCAGAUGAAUUAAUCAAUAGUGAUCAAGGAAAAUCGUUAAUUUAUAUUUGUUUUGAUAAUCUUUAUGCUGAUAAAUCAUGGUCAUUUGCAGCUCAACCUCGUGAUAUUGAAUUAUUUGUUGAUAUUAAAAAUAUGAGUACUAUUAAAGAAACUAAUUAUAAUAAUUUUGCCCAAUAUUUCCAACGUUUCACAUCUCAAGAAUCCAAACGUGAACAAUCAUCAACUGAUCCAUCAUCAUCAGUUUCAGCCGCUUUAAAUAAUAAAGAAUUUACAAAACAAGAUUUUGAAAAUGAAAUUCAAUUUUUAAAAACUGAAUUACAAAAUGUAAUUGGGAAUUUAGAAAAUUCAGGUAUAAUAUUACAAAGUUUAAUGGAACAAGAAUUUAAAUUAAGAGAUGUUAAUGAAGAAAUCUUUGAAGAUUAUACUAAAAAUUCAGUUAUUUUAAUCAUUUGUAUUGUUGUAUUUGGUUUAGCUCAAAUAAUUUAUUUCAAAGUUUAUUUAAGAAGAAGAAAGAUCCUUUAUUGA
Scheffersomyces coipomensis is the source of this 1041-nucleotide messenger RNA. RefSeq names its product emp24/gp25L/p24 family/GOLD-domain-containing protein. Lineage: Eukaryota; Fungi; Ascomycota; Pichiomycetes; Serinales; Debaryomycetaceae. The transcript has a single exon. The record is from RefSeq and is a predicted model, not a curated record. The coding region runs from base 1 to 1041 and encodes 346 amino acids.